CGAUCGGCCAAAAGUUGCGCCGAACACGCAGAUACAGAGCUCCUGUGACGUGUUCAGCUUUGCAUCCAUCGCUGCGAUCGAUGAGCCAGCGAUGCCGUGUCGCGCGCAGCUUUGAGAGCAGAAAAUGAAGCUUGCGGCUGCACUGCUGCUGUGCGCGGCGCUGGCACGCGCGACCGAUGCGACCGAUGAAUGCGCGUCGUCGCUUGCGAUAGAAGACGUGGAGCGAUACAAGAGAGACGGCUACGUCAUCAUCCGAAACCUCUUCUCUGCCGCCGAGGCCGACGUGCUGCGACGAGCGAUCGAGACGGACCCGCUCGUCGCGUCAAAUGACAUGCCGAUGGUCGACAGUGCUGGAGCGCGGUCGAAGUUGACGCUCUGGAAUCAAGCAGGCAACGACACCUUCGGAUAUUUCGCUCGUGGCAGACGAUGGGUGAACGCAGCGAGGCGUUUGAUUGGAUCUCCAAUCUAUCACUUCCACACAAAAGUCAUGUUGAAAGAACCGCGAGUGGGCGGCACGUGGGAAUGGCACCAAGAUUUCGGUUAUUGGUAUCAGGUCGGCUGCCUCGAGCCCGACAAAAUGCUGUCGGCGAUUCUAGCUGUGGACAACCACACUAUUGAGAACGGCUGCAUGCAACUCCUGAGCGGCUCGCAUCGGGUCGGCCGUUUAGCGCACGGCGUGAGUGGCGAACAAGCGGGCGUCGACCAAGAGGCCUUGGGGAGAGCGGUGAAGAGAUUUCCCCUGGUCUACGCUACGAUGCGGCCAGGCGAUGUAUUAUUCACGCACUCGAAUCUGCUCCACAGCUCGGCGCCGAACGAGUCGCCGAGCUGGCGACGAUCGCUCAUCGUCGCGUAUAACGCGAUCGAGAACCCGCCGCGGCCAGACACAAUAUGUCCUCUGCCCGCCGAAGCACCACUCGAGCCGCUCUUCGACGACGCCGAGAUUCUGGCGCGCGGCGUCGUGCGGAUCGACCCGGCGCGAGACUUCCUCGACCACGCGCGGAACGCGGCGCAGUUUAGUAAAGGGAGUAGCUAACUUGAACAGACA
Pelagomonas calceolata is the source of this 1045-nucleotide messenger RNA. Lineage: Eukaryota; Pelagophyceae; Pelagomonadales; Pelagomonadaceae. The record is from the annotation of a GenBank genome assembly.